CAUAGGGUUUUAGUGGGGGUUUCGCUCAUCGCAGAGCUGCCGAGGCCCCGACGACUGUCCCUGAGCACAGCGGCAGAGAAAGUGCGGCAAAGCGGCCAUGGACUUCUGCCCGGCGUGCGGGAUGCUGCUGCAGAUCCAGCCGGCCACCGGCGGCCACCGCCUGCGCCUCUUCUGCCCCACCUGCCCGUACGUCUGCCCCAUCAAAAACAAGAUCGUGAAGAAGGCGAGGCUGGCCAAGAGGGAGGUGGAGUCCGCGGAAUCUGGCCCCAAGACUGAGGGUGAGCCCAAGGAAUCGCCCCCCAAGACUGACGGUGAGCCCAACGCUGAUGGUCAGCCCAAGCAAUCUGCCCCCAAGACUGAGGGUGCAUGACCAAAUUGCCAUAGCAGAGAAACAUACUUUUUGAGGAUUCAGAUUUGAUUAGGACAUCUACAAGUAUUAUGAAACCUAGGAGUAUGUGAACAUGCGAAGCUUCUUUGAUGAGCUAAUGCCGCAGCACACAACUUGCCAAAAGCCACCAAUCUUUUGCAACGUAAAGUGAUAUACAUCUGACGGUGCAGAAGCAGAGAAGCUCACUUCAAUGUUGUGUUCAUUGGACACUUUUUUAAUGCGACAUUGUAGGCUUUUUGGUACAGGGAUGUUUUUUUUUUUUGUGUGUGUGUGUGCUAGAGGUGUUGAUUUGGUGUAGUAUGAUUUUGAGUUCGUGCAUAGCUUCCGUUCUCCACCCUUGAAACUUGUAUGAGUUUGCAACAACCAAUCCUGGCCGCAGAUGGUAAUGCAUUUGUGUCUGCGACACAGGGAGCUUCCGAUUA
This is a messenger RNA of Hordeum vulgare subsp. vulgare (domesticated barley), 810 nucleotides long. RefSeq lists its product as uncharacterized. Bases 98 to 370 code for a protein of 90 amino acids. Gene Ontology annotation, biological process: DNA-templated transcription. NCBI's taxonomy places the organism in Eukaryota, Viridiplantae, Streptophyta, Magnoliopsida, Poales, Poaceae. The record is from RefSeq and is a predicted model, not a curated record. The transcript has 3 exons.